Apis dorsata (giant honeybee) is the source of this 990-nucleotide messenger RNA. Its product is annotated as protein obstructor-E-like. NCBI's taxonomy places the organism in Eukaryota, Metazoa, Arthropoda, Insecta, Hymenoptera, Apidae. The record is from RefSeq and is a predicted model, not a curated record. Gene Ontology annotation, cellular component: extracellular region. The annotation marks the transcript as partial. The transcript has 3 exons. Gene Ontology annotation, molecular function: chitin binding.
AGAGAUCGGACCUGCCGGAAGAGUGGGGAGCUCAUAUAAGACACGAAGCCAAACGCCUCUCCCAGUGACCAGUCUCGACACGAAAACUCAUCAGCCGAGCUUCUUCGGUACCUAUAAGAAUCCGCUUCACGCUUCCAGCCCCACCUUUGGAUGAUUCCAGGCCACCGGAUCGAAAUUCGAGCAAUUUCCAGUUAAUCGAAUUGGUCUUGUCCAAGGCCGAGCAGAAGACAAGUCGCAGAAAUGGUGUCGUCCCAGGCUCUCUCGUUACUCUUGCUGUUCCUGGUUGCGCACGGAUCGCAGGGGCAGAAACAGCAGCAAGAAGAUCCUUGCCAAACGAAAUCCAGAGUGGUCGGUGACAUAGAGUACUGCGAUCGUUACUGGGAAUGCGUGAACGGGCGUCCAGAAUUAUUCGACUGUCCAAACGGUCUUGUUUUCGCUGGGAAGCAUCGAGGCGUGACCGAGGGCUGCGACUAUCCCUGGAGGGCGAACUACUGCGACGGAAAGCGGCAGGCUAAUCCACCGAUCCCUGCCGAGCAUUGCGACUGGCUCUACGGUAUAUUCGGCCACGAGACUUCCUGCACGCGGUACUGGACCUGUUGGAACGGAACCGCCACGGAACAAUUGUGCAUCGGUGGACUUUUGUACAACGAGAGGGCAAGGUCCUGCGAUUGGCCCGAGAACGUGGAAGGAUGUCAAAAGCAUCCCCUCUGCAACGACGACGCGAAUGGGAACGUUCCCCUGGGCAAAUCGUGCAAUCGUUACUGGCAAUGUCAAGGUGGAUACCCGCGAUUGCAGAGAUGCCCCGCGAUGCUGGUGUUCGAUCGAAGGUCGCUGAGGUGCGUCGUCCCGCCCACCGAAGACUGUGACGUACCCACGACCCCACCCAACCUCGAGGGCGAUCUGCCCGAUGGAAGGAACGAGCAGGAAGCGGAGGAAGAGAAUCUUCCGCCCGGUGUUCCGCCAUUGCCGGCCGGCGCAUUGCCCAUACCG